Messenger RNA from Girardinichthys multiradiatus, 1868 nucleotides. RefSeq names its product glucosidase, beta, acid 3 (gene gba3). The record is from RefSeq and is a predicted model, not a curated record. Lineage: Eukaryota; Metazoa; Chordata; Actinopteri; Cyprinodontiformes; Goodeidae. Gene Ontology annotation, biological process: carbohydrate metabolic process. Gene Ontology annotation, molecular function: hydrolase activity, hydrolyzing O-glycosyl compounds. The transcript is spliced from 5 exons. The coding region runs from base 161 to 1597 and encodes 478 amino acids.
UGUUGUCGGAUUGAGAGCGGCAUAGUCUCCUCUAAACAGACUCAGGCGGAGAGAUGAACCACUUCGGCGUACAAAUUAAAAGAUAAAUUCACCUCUGACCGAUGUAAACCAGCGAGAGCUAUUAGGACUGCUAAAUUGGGUUCUUAAAGCGCCAAGAAACAUGUUCCCGCGAGACUUUGCUUGGGGAGCGGCAACCUCUGCGUACCAAAUAGAAGGUGGAUGGCAGGCUGAUGGAAAGGGACCGAGUAUUUGGGACACGUUCUGUCAUGAGAAGGGUGGAGUUUUUGGAAAUCAAAACGGAGAUGUGACCUGUAACAGCUAUGAACUCUGGGAGAAAGACCUGGAGUGUAUCCAGCAGCUUGGCCUGACGCACUACCGCCUGUCUCUUUCUUGGGCGCGCCUCCUGCCUGAUGGGACGAUCCGGAACGUAAACCAGAAAGGUGUACAGUACUAUAAUAGAGUGAUUGAUGACUUGCUGGCAUGUGAUGUAUCCCCAAUGGUCACUCUGUACCACUUUGACCUGCCGCAAGCAAUUCAAAACCUAGGAGGUUGGAAGUCACCCGAUGUAGCAACUCUCUUUGACAGCUACAGCAAGUUUUGCUUCCAGACAUUCGGGGAUCGCGUCAAACUCUGGAUCACCAUCAAUGAGCCGCAUGUGUGCGCCAGGUUAGGUCACGAAGUCGGCAUCCACGCCCCGGGGUUAAAAGAAAAGGGAACCGCUGCCUACCUGGUAGGGCAUAACAUGCUGCGAGCUCACGCCAUGGCCUGGCACAGCUACAACUCUGAGUACAGAACAACGCAGAAGGGUGCAGUGUCUCUGGCUCUCAACAGCGACUGGUUUGAGCCUCUAGAUCCAUUACGCCAUGAAGACGUUGCCUCAGCUGAACGUGACCUCGCCUUCACCCUGGGCUGGUUUGCCUGGCCAGUGUUUAUUACUGGAGAUUAUCCAGAAUUGAUGAGAUCGGCCAUAGAAACUCAGUCCAAGAUGAUGGGAUACAGUGGCAACUGGAGACUUCCCAGGUUCUCAAAGGAAGACCCUCCGAUUUUAGGAACAGCUGACUUCUUUGCACUAAACUACUACACAUCCCGGAAGGUCAAAUCAGGAGGGUGUUGCGGGCCGAUGUUGAGUAUGAAGAGGGACUUGGAUGCAGAAGAGGUUUUAGAUCCAUCCUGGCCAAUUUCUGGGGUGUCUUGGCUGGCUGUUGUCCCACAUGGUUUAAGGAAACUUCUUAAAUAUAUAAAGGAUGUCUUUAACAACCCGACAAUCUACAUCACAGAGAACGGCUUCGCUCAGGUUGGCCCGCUGCAAAUUGAGGAUGUUGAACGAUGCAAGUUUUACAGAAGCACCAUCUCGGAAGUGGUUAAAGCUAUAGAAGAGGAUGGGGUCAACGUCCGCGGGUAUUUUGCAUGGUCACUGAUGGACAACUUUGAAUGGGCUGAUGGAUUCAGCGUACGUUUCGGCCUUUUCCACGUAGAGUUCUCCGGUGCCGAGCUGAGCCGAACCAUCUACCGGUCUGGACGGGAAUACUCGAAGAUCAUCUCAAAAUACAAAUCUGCUCAAAGUGGAUGCCAGGGAUUUUUAGAUGAUGACUAUUGAUGAAAACAAGAAGAAGGUGUUUCAGACAUAUAAAGAAACAGUUUGUAAGUUUUGGUUUUAAGGUCCAGAAAGUAAAAAUUCAUUGAACUCUUUUUAUACAUUGACCAUUAUAUCAGCUGGAUGAUAAAUUAAGCUGCAAUUCUUUAACAUGUCGAUUUGUUUUCUGUAGCAAAGGCUGAAGGAAACAUGACUGAAUGUAGUUUUUUUCAAAACUAAACAGGAAACCCAUCAAUCAAUGAAAUAAAUACAAUAAAAUAAUAAAUUAAAUGAC